CUCGAAAUACGGGUAGGAAAUAAAAAAAAAUAACAACGUUGAAGCUAUCUGCGUCCUGGAUCACCCGGAUAACUGCAUAUUUAACAGGUAUCGAUGCACCAAAGAGUUUUAAAGAUGAGACCCGCAGUGUGCAGGAACAGACAUUUUGUCAUUGCUGCUUUGAGUAUGAUCAUGGUUCGUGUUUCCUAUUGUAAGCUCACAAAACCAAGCAUUCCAGCCAUUGCUUUUUACUUUGGGACCAAAGGGCGAUAUGAGGAAGUGAACCCACAUUUAUUAGACGAUAUUUUCUUCGUGAAUAAAUCUCUGGUGAGACCUCCAGCCCCAGAAUGUCAGGCAGUGCACUUAGUGGCGGUGAUCAGACACGGCACGCGCUUCCCUACCACCAAAAACAUUAAAAAGAUCCAUCGCCUGUAUGAUGUUGUGAUGACUGAGGCGUCCGGCACUGACCAGUGGCUCAGGGACAUUCAGAACAACUGGACCAUGUGGUACACUGAGGAUAUGGACGGGAAGCUAGUAGAGAAAGGGAAAGAUGACCUGAGACAUUUGGCUGUGAGGUUGAGCAAGUCGUUUCCGACGCUGAUUGCAGAAGAAAACCUCCGCAGAGAGCGCAUGGAGUUCAUAACCAGCUCCAAACACAGGUGUGUGGACAGCAUCCAGGCUUUCCAGGAGGGACUCCUCAAGCACUGGGACGUGGGAGAUGUGGGUUUCAGACACUCCGUGAAUGAUUCACUCAUGCGCUUCUUCGAUCAGUGCAAAAGAUUUGUUGAAGAUGUUGACCACAACAAGACCGCCUUGAAGGAAGUCCAACUUUUCAAGUCGUCUCUGGAGAUGGAUGAAGUCUGCAGGCGGAUGGCCAGUCGCUUACAGAUUCCACACAGUCAAAUAACUCCAGAUUUGGUUGAAGCCGCUUUCUUUUUGUGCUCCUAUGAGUUUGCAAUCAAGUCUAAGAAUUCUCUGUGGUGUAACCUGCUGGAUGAAUUGGAUGCUCAGGUCCUGGAAUACAAAAAUGAUCUGAAACAGUAUUGGAAAAGGGGAUAUGGCUACGACAUCAACCGCAAAUCGAGCUGUAUUCUCUUUCAUGACCUCUUCAGGAGGCUUGACCAGGCAUCGUAUGACUACAGGUUUGGAGAGGUGAAUAAGGCAGUUACCAUCCAGGUGGGCCAUGGUGAGACUCUGCUGCCUCUGCUGUCUCUCAUGGGUUUCUUCAGGGACGAAACACCACUAACGGCCAAGAACUUCCGUUUGCAGCACAGUCGCAAGUUCCGCAGCAGUCGAAUAGUGCCUUACGCCGCAAACCUGCUCUUUGUCCUAUAUGAGUGUACAGAUGGACUCCGGCUCCAGUUCUUCCUCAAUGAGAAACCAGUGGCUUUUCCUAACAUAAGUGACCCAGCUCCAUUGUAUAGGACAGUCAGGAACCACUACUCUGACCUCCUGGGUGGCUGUGAUUUUAAGAAAGAAUGUGAAUUGCCAAAUGGUAAAGUCAAGAAUACUGAACUGUGACGUAGAUAAGCACAAGGCUGGGCAGAGGGAGAGAGUAAAGGAAGCAUGUGCCAGUAAUUGUACUGAACAAGUUUUUAUCGGUUAAAUCACGGGUGAGAUGGCUAACCAAAUAUUUAUUGUUUUUUUUUUGGUGACCAAAUAUGUGGUUUAUUUAUGGUUUAAGCCAAAUUUGAUUAAGAAUUUAUUAAGGUACCAAAUAUAUUUCUACUGGGAAUAAGACCUUUUCCAAAUAAAAAAGGCAUAUUUUUAUUUGAAGUGUGCACUUUCAUAAGGAACAGUCUGGUUUGCUGUCUUAAUUUGGUUUGCAUUAAAGUAACCUGUUGUGUUAAUGUAUACA
Ictalurus punctatus (channel catfish) is the source of this 1837-nucleotide messenger RNA. RefSeq names its product multiple inositol-polyphosphate phosphatase 1b (gene minpp1b). The coding region runs from base 94 to 1500 and encodes 468 amino acids. The transcript has 5 exons. The record is from RefSeq and is a predicted model, not a curated record. Gene Ontology annotation, molecular function: acid phosphatase activity; inositol phosphate phosphatase activity. NCBI's taxonomy places the organism in Eukaryota, Metazoa, Chordata, Actinopteri, Siluriformes, Ictaluridae.